AGUCAACUCAAGAUGGCUGAAACCAGAGCGGAGAGCAAGUCAAACUGACUGGCGGCAAGUUCUGUUUUAAUUAGGCCGAAAUGUUGAAAUGCUGAUCCAAACAACGUCAAUUGCGGCACUGGACUCCGUUGGAUUACAAAAAUUGAUAGUGGGAAACUAAGCCCAUUCUAAAUUGUACAACACACACACACACACACACAGAUGUGUGAUGCCCACGGAAGGUCCCCAUUUUAACACUACUGGAGUCAAAAUCACGUGAUACUAUACUGUACAUAAUACGGAAGCAGGAGGAUGUAAACACUUCAGUGAUUGAAAUAAGAUUGUAGAAAAGUCUAUAAAUAAAAUAGACUUCUCCUAUUAACGUAGAGCACAAGUGACACCUUAACCAAAAGCCAGCAUGGAGCCCACUGCUUCAGGGAUGUUCUGUAACAGGAUGCUGAGCAUGGUCAACUCGGAGGACGUUAACGCCAUUAUCCAAGCCCAGAGACACAUGCUGGACCGCUUUGAGAAAACGAACGAGAUGCUGAUAAACUUCAACGGACUUUCCAACGUGCGUCUGCAGCAGGUGAAUGAACACUUCCUUAUCCACACAAGGACCCUGGUGGAGAUGAAGAAGGACCUGGACAGCAUCUUCAGAAGGAUCAGGUGCAUUGCAGGUCACAAUCAUCCUCUCCUCGCCAUGUCCCUCUCCUUUCCUCUCUUCUCCAAACUGCUCUCCUCUAAUAUGCAUGGUGUGCUAUCCUCCAGGACACUGAAGGGAAAGAUUGCCAAACAGUACCCUGAGGCAUUCAGCAAUGUCCAUGAGACCCCUACCCUGGAGGAUGAUGAUGAUGACUUUGGCCUGAUCCCACCCAGCAUUGCCACGACAACAGCCGCCACCUCAGAGCAGAGUACUGAGUCAUGUGACACAAGCCCGGGCCUUGUGUCGCCCGCCAUCAGCCGCUGCUCUGAAGACCUAUCAGAGCCCCAAGACACACCCACCUCCGACUGGCCUGCAGCAGAGCUGCGGGACGAGGGCCCAGACUCUGUCCCUGCGGAGUAGAGAUCUAGGACCUGAUCUAGACUCUGUCCCUGUGGAGUAGAGAUCUAGGACCUGAUCUAGACUCUGUCCCUGUGGAGUAGAGAUCUAGGACCUGAUCUAGACUCUGUCCCUGUGGAGUAGAGAUCUAGGACCUGAUCUAGACUCUGUCUCUGCGGAGUAGAGAUCUAGGACCUGAUCUAGACUCUGUCCCUGUGGAGUAGAGAUCUAGGACCUGAUCUAGACUCUGUCCCUGCGGAGUAGAGAUCUAGGACCUGAUCUAGACUCUGACGUCUAUUGAAGCUAUUGGUCAGACUUGGCUGAUGUUUUAUGAGAAGAAGAUCACUUGUCUCUACUCCAGGAGCGAAUGAAGAAAAUGGUUGUGAUAGGAAUGCUCCAGAUGCUAUGCCUCCAGCCCCUAACAUGGAACAGAAUACUUCUGUGGGGGCAUAGGUCCUUCACUUGUGUGUGUGCACAAGUGUGUCUUUUUUAAUCACUAUUUAGCUUGAAGACAUCCGUGUUCAGAGGUAGUGAACUUGGUUAGUUAUGCCUGCUCAAACAAGAUGUAUGUAAUUAUAACCAUAGCUAUCUAAACAUCUCAGUGUUGUUUAAGUAAUUGAAACUUGUUUUAUGUAAAAACACUUGUUUAAAGUUAUGUGUAACCUAAUUUCUUAAAUUUUUGAAUUUGGGCGUAUUUGCAUAUAAUUAAUGUAAAGCUCAUGGUUAAAUACUUUGAAAAAGCGUCAUAUCUUCAAU
Messenger RNA from Hypomesus transpacificus, 1774 nucleotides. It is a transcript of the gene kxd1, whose product is annotated as KxDL motif containing 1. Gene Ontology annotation, cellular component: BORC complex. The transcript is spliced from 4 exons. NCBI's taxonomy places the organism in Eukaryota, Metazoa, Chordata, Actinopteri, Osmeriformes, Osmeridae. Bases 398 to 1042 code for a protein of 214 amino acids. Gene Ontology annotation, biological process: lysosome localization. The record is from RefSeq and is a predicted model, not a curated record.